AUGUCGUCAGAAACGGAGAAAGCGAAGCGGACGAGGACCAAUGUCAAGCAAUCAAAAUUCGGCUGCUUCACUUGCAAAGCUCGACGAGUAAAAUGUGAUGAAGCUAAGCCGUCUUGCCGACGAUGCUUGACUGCACAGCGACAUUGUCAAGGCUACCCACGUGGAGCACCCUCUGAGUCGUCAUCCUCACCAUCGACUAUAACAGCCUCUUCAGCAUUGUCAUCAUCACCUACCUCAAGACUUUCGUCAGCUUCUUCAUCACCUCCUAUCUUCUUAAUACCGGACCUCCUCUCCCCUUCAAGUCCCUUGGCAAAGCUCGCCUGCACUGUACUAGUACAGAGUCCUCGCAGGGCAAAGAACAAGCUCGAGCUGGAGUUUUGGUCCCGCACCGUCCCCCAGCUGACCCACUCCGUCCCAUCUGUCCAAGCUGCGGUCGAAGCUUUUGGGGCCUGCUAUAAAGACUAUGUCCUAGGAGGUGAUUCUACUACUGCAGGCCUCGAGACUACAAAGCGAUACAUCAAAGCUUUGAAACUUGCGCAACUCGAUCUUUCUACUCUACAACAUGGACCCUUACCCUGCAUGAUCGCCUGUCUUCUUCUGGCUAGCAUCGAGGCUAUACAGCAGCGACUCUAUAGUGGACAUGUGCAUCUAAAUGGCGCGCUAGCUUUGAUGGCAUCUCACUCCAGCGAAGAAGCAACACCCAUGAUCGAUAUGGAAUAUGUCUCAUUAUUCCGAAAGCUCGAUCUGCAUAUCGCCACCUAUGCUAUCGGAGUCGCACCACAUCUGCCCCCUCAGCCUCCGAUCACAGCAGACGAGUUGUUGUCCGGUCCGCCUGAUAAAUCUCUCUCCAGGGUAUUACACUCAUGCUACCACUUCAUUUCUGCAGGUUAUGUGUACAAGUACACCAGCCGACGAAUAAUCCCUCCAGAGUUGCUCAUUGAACAAGGCCGUCAGCUCAGCAACAUGAGACAAUGGCUUGAAUACAACCAAGUACCAUCCUCUCCAACGAAAAACAAUGCAGUUCAAGAUGAGUCGCUGCUCGUCCUUCGGACUCAAUGCCUUGCCGCCUUGGUUUAUGCGUCGUGCGUUCUCGAUCCCCGGGAAACUGCGUACGAUUGCUUUGGGCCAGAGUUUGAAGAGAUAGUCACCUUGGUUGAAGCUCUUUCUCCCAGUACAGACCAGGACCAGGCAUUACAGCACGGAGACUUGAGCACCCUAUUGUCAUACACACCUGAAAUGGGCAUCAUUCAUCCACUGUACUUUGUGGCACGAAAAUACAGGCAUAGACGCUGGCGCCGCAGAGCAUUGAGUCUAUUGAUAAAGAGUGGUAGGGAGGGACCAUGGUGCGGAGAGAUUGAGGGCGCUGCGGCGUCAUCUGUGAUCUGGGCAGAAGAGGGACUCGCCUACAACACGUCGUUGUACCUACCUGGGUCUGAAGACACAACCAUGGAUGACCCCAUCAACAUCCUUGAGAGAAACAGAGUGCACGUCAGUGGUCCAGUUGCCGUGGACGAGAUAGAGGACGAGUAUGGGAAUGUUGAAUCGAACCAGAUGUCACAUAAAAGGCUUACAAAGGUGCACAUCUUCAGAUGCCGUGAUAUAGAGGCGAUGUUACGGGAUGAUGGACAUCAACCUCGUCAGCAUCCUUGGAAGGGCUCAAACCAUUGGGAGGAGUGGAUGGAUCCGCUUGAACCUGUAUCAUAGACACCUAGUUCGUGACUGAUUUACACUUUUGCUUUAAG
Fusarium vanettenii 77-13-4 is the source of this 1742-nucleotide messenger RNA. RefSeq lists its product as uncharacterized. The coding region runs from base 1 to 1704 and encodes 567 amino acids. NCBI's taxonomy places the organism in Eukaryota, Fungi, Ascomycota, Sordariomycetes, Hypocreales, Nectriaceae. The transcript is spliced from 2 exons. Gene Ontology annotation, molecular function: zinc ion binding; DNA-binding transcription factor activity, RNA polymerase II-specific. The record is from RefSeq and is a predicted model, not a curated record. Gene Ontology annotation, biological process: regulation of DNA-templated transcription.